AUGAUUACAUUUUUGCCGGGCUACGCUAAAGACGCACGCGAGGACGACUUGGUGUGUGUCGCUAGCACUGGAGGGGCACCGACUGACAUAGCCGCAGGUCUGCGUGCCUAUGAACAUUAUCACGCGCAGUUCAUGGGCGAAAUUGGUGCACCACUGCGAAUGCGUGCCCUGCAGCGGUUCUUCGAAGAUCUUGGCGUGAAAAUAACGAAGCCUCGCUCUAGAGAUUCAACAAAGCUAAGCUCAUUCUCACUAUAUGAACAUUCCCAAGGACGACACGGUAUUCAAUGGGAC
Molecule: messenger RNA, 291 nt
Organism: Amoebophrya sp. A25
Lineage: Eukaryota; Dinophyceae; Syndiniales; Amoebophryaceae
Source: the annotation of a GenBank genome assembly